AUGGAGAGAAUACACGUGACCGUGCGAGCUCGGCCGCUCUCGGCUGAAGACGCCAAGACCAGCCCUUGGCGUAUCUCAGGCAACUCCAUCUUCAUCCCCAACCACUCCUCCAAGUUCGAAUUUGAUCGAAUUUUUGGGGAAGAUUGUAAGAACCUCGAGGUCUACCAAUCUCAGACCAAAGAUAUAGUCGCGGCUGCAGUUCGCGGUUUCAAUGGAACAGUUUUUGCUUAUGGGCAAACUAACAGUGGGAAAACUCACACAAUCCGAGGGUCGGCUACUGAGCCGGGGGUGAUUCCUCUUGCAGUGCGUGAGAUGUUCAACAUUAUUCAAGAGGAUGUUGAUCGGGAGUUUCUUUUACGAAUGUCUUAUAUGGAGAUCUAUAAUGAGGACAUAAAUGAUUUAUUGGCUCCUGAGCAUCGAAAAUUGCAGAUUCAUGAAAGUCUAGAGCGAGGGAUAUAUGUUGCUGGAUUGCGCGAAGAAAUUGUUGCCUCUCCAGAGCAAGUGCUUGAUCUCAUGGAGUUUGGGGAAUCUCAUCGGCAUAUUGGAGAGACAAAUAUGAAUCUGUACAGUAGUAGGUCCCACACCAUUUUCCGCAUGAUAAUUGAAAGUCGAGAUAGAAACGAAGAUGAAGAUAUUGGUAGUUCUUGUGAUGCGGUCCGUGUUUCAGUUUUGAAUUUAGUGGACCUAGCUGGUUCAGAACGUGCUGCAAAAACUGGUGCCGAAGGUGUCCGGCUCAAAGAGGGUUCCCAUAUAAAUAAAAGCCUUAUGACAUUGGGAACUGUCAUUAAAAAAUUGAGUGAAGGUGCUGAGAGUCAAGGGGGACAUGUGCCAUAUCGAGAUAGCAAACUUACGCGAAUUUUGCAACCUGCUUUGGGUGGAAAUGCAAAUACAGCUAUAAUAUGCAACAUCACGCUAGCACAAAUUCAUGCAGACGAGACUAAAAGCAGUCUCCAAUUUGCAAGUAGAGCAUUACGUGUCACAAACUGUGCUCGUGUCAACGAGAUUUUAACAGAUGCUGCUCUUCUAAAGCGUCAAAAGAAGGAAAUUGAGGUGCUUCGAGCCAAAUUGCAGAUUGUGUAUGUGAAGUGUAAGCUUUUUAUUAUUCUGUGUUUCAGGAAUCUCAUUCAGAACAUUGGGCAGAGGAAAUCCUCAAUCUGCGAAAUACACUACUGCAGGAGAAGAGGCGUGAUACUUGGUGUCCCAGGUAAUCUUACAAGGGAGACUCAGGGAGAGGUGGUAUCCACCAUCCAAUCGAAGGCAUCUGUGGCAAAAACUGUGAGACCUAUGCGUGAUGUUGGACCACUUCUUCCUUUUCAAGAACUGGUGCAUGAGACUGAAGUUGCCGAGAAUGAGUCUUGCAAAGAAGAUGAAGAAUGUAAAAACAUCACAUUGGAUGACUCUGCUCUUCCCGAUCCAUGUGCUUUAUUACAUGUUACGAACAGGAGAAAAGUGCCACCCAGGAAGAAAAGCUUACCCCUGGACAAUGAUUUAGUAGAUUUGCAAGCAGAAUAUGAAGAUUUGCUUAUAAAAUUUGAAACUCAGAGAACUUUGAGUGAGAUACAAAUUGAAUGCUUGACACGAAAGCUUGCUGAGGCUGAUAUGUUUUCUGGAGCAAUGUAUAAUGACUACUUCACAUCUUAUCUCGAUAAAGGUACCAUUAAUGGGGACAAUAACAUUAGUUUAAGAGAGUCGGAGGCUAUUCUUGUGAUUAAGCGACUUCAAGAACAGAUUAAGAUGCUAGAAAUGGAGAAGUCUUCAAGCCAGCAGAAUCUGGAUAGUGUAGUUGACCUGGCAACAGAGCAGAACAUAUGUGCCAGGGAGAAGUUUGGCGAGCUCUAUGAAGAGCUUCUAAUUGCACGUGAGGAGGCUAGGGUUGCUCGUGGCAUCCUUGGAACGAAUCUGUAG
Prunus armeniaca (apricot) is the source of this 1905-nucleotide messenger RNA. The record is from the annotation of a GenBank genome assembly. Lineage: Eukaryota; Viridiplantae; Streptophyta; Magnoliopsida; Rosales; Rosaceae.